Castor canadensis (American beaver) is the source of this 6747-nucleotide messenger RNA. NCBI's taxonomy places the organism in Eukaryota, Metazoa, Chordata, Mammalia, Rodentia, Castoridae. The record is from RefSeq and is a predicted model, not a curated record.
CUUAAAAUAAUUGUAUGGUCAAGCGUACGGUAAACAUGAGAAAAUGAGAACUAGGAAGGCAGAUUGAAUACUGAAAAGCCAGAUGCAACCAAACCAAUUCACCACGCUUUCAACCGCUAGGGAGGGAGGCGCGCGUGUGAAUCAUGCGCAUAACGUCCCGGGUGAGUGCGAGUCUCAAUUUUUCCUUCGCACGCACCUGCUCAGGCGGGUUUUUCACGUCCAGCAUUUCCGCGGGCGGAGGCGGAGGCGACUUCGGGACCCUGACGAGCGCGGCCGCCCGCGCGCCCACCUCCGGCAGCGAAGGGCAGCUGUGGGCCAGAGGCCGGACCACCGAUCCCAGGGGCCCCCGCGGCGCCGCGCACGCGCGCUGGCGUGGCGGCAGCGCCGCCGCAGGACGCAGGGAAGCCGACUGGCGAGCGGCGACGGCAGCAGCAAGGGCGGCGGUGGCAGUCUGCGGCCAGGGCGACGGGCUCCGGUGCCGAGUGGCUGGCUCUCCAGCGGGAACCUCGGUGGCCCUCCUCCUCAGGUGCCCGUUGAUGGUGAAGCUAGAUAUCCAUACGCUGGCCCAUCACCUCAAACAGGAACGGUUAUAUGUAAACUCUGAGAAACAGCUUAUUCAGAGGCUGAAUGCAGACGUACUUAAAACAGCUGAAAAGCUGUAUCGUACAGCAUGGAUUGCAAAACAACAGAGAAUUAAUUUGGAUCGGCUUAUUAUAACCAGUGCUGAAGCCUCCCCUGCUGAAUGUUGCCAGCAUGCCAAGAUUUUGGAAGAUACACAGUUUGUUGAUGGAUACAAGCAAUUGGGAUUUCAGGAGACAGCUUAUGGAGAGUUCUUAAGUCGAUUAAGGGAAAAUCCACGUCUUAUUGCCUCCUCUUUGGUUGCUGGAGAAAAACUUAAUCAGGAGAACACACAAAGUGUUAUUUACACAGUUUUUACCUCCCUUUAUGGCAACUGCAUUAUGCAAGAAGAUGAAAGCUACCUCCUUCAGGUUUUGCGAUACUUGAUUGAAUUUGAACUUAAAGAAAGUGACAAUCCCAGGCGACUUUUGAGGAGAGGAACUUGUGCCUUCAGCAUCUUAUUUAAACUUUUUUCUGAAGGACUCUUUUCUGCCAAACUUUUCCUCACAGCUACUUUACACGAGCCAAUCAUGCAGCUGCUUGUUGAAGAUGAGGAUCACCUGGAAACAGAUCCAAACAAGCUAAUUGAGAGAUUCUCCCCAUCUCAACAGGAAAAACUCUUUGGAGAGAAAGGCUCAGAUAGAUUCAAGCAAAAAGUUCAAGAGAUGGUGGAUUCCAAUGAGGCCAAAUUGGUGGCUUUGGUGAACAAAUUUAUUGGUUAUCUGAAACAGAACACCUACUGUUUUCCUCAUAGUCUGAGGUGGAUUGUGUCACAGAUGUACAAAACCCUCUCUUGUGUAGAUAGGUUAGAAGUUGGGGAGGUCAGAGCAAUGUGUACUGAUCUCCUGUUGGCUUGCUUCAUUUGUCCUGCAGUGGUCAAUCCAGAACAGUAUGGAAUAAUUUCUGAUGCACCUAUUAAUGAGGUGGCACGAUUUAACCUAAUGCAGGUAGGCCGUCUUCUGCAGCAGUUGGCAAUGACUGGCUCUGAAGAGGGAGAUCCCCGGACAAAGAGCAGCCUUGGAAAAUUUGACAAGAAUUGUGUUGCUGCUUUCCUUGAUGUUGUGAUUGGGGGCCGUGCAGUGGAGACUCCUCCCAUGUCCUCUGUUAAUCUUCUGGAAGGGCUGAGCAGAACUGUAGUUUAUAUAACCUACAGUCAGCUUAUUAGUUUGGUAAAUUUUAUGAAAAGUGUGAUGUCUGGAGAUCAACUGAGAGAAGACAGAAUGGCUCUUGACAAUUUAUUGGCAAACCUACCCCAGGCUAAGUCGGGAAAGAGCAGCAGCUUAGAAAUGACUCCCUACAAUACUCCUCAGCUGUCUCCAGCAACCACUCCAGCAAAUAAAAAGAAUCGAUUACCUAUAGCAACUCGGAGCAGAAGCCGCACCAAUAUGCUAAUGGAUCUACAUAUAGACCAUGAAGGCUCGUCUCAAGAAACCAUCCAGGAGGUACAGCCAGAAGAGGUGCUGGUCAUUUCUUUAGGGACAGGUCCCCAGCUUACUCCAGGGAUGAUGUCAGAAAAUGAGGUCCUAAACAUGCAGCUUUCCGAUGGAGGACAAGGAGAUGUCCCUGUUGAUGACAACAAGCUCCACGGUAAACCUGAUAAAACCUUGCGCUUUUCCCUCUGCAGUGAUAAUCUGGAAGGCAUAUCUGAAGGUCCUUCAAAUCGCUCCAAUUCAGUGUCCUCUCUAGACCUGGAAGGAGAGUCUGUGUCAGAGCUAGGGGCAGGGCCUUCUGGAAGUAAUGGAGUUGAAGCCCUGCAGCUGUUGGAACAUGAGCAAGCUACAACACAAGAUAAUCUUGAUGAUAAGCUAAGGAAGUUUGAGAUACGUGACAUGAUGGGUCUAACAGAUGAUAGAGACAUAUCAGAAACAGUGAGUGAGACCUGGAGUACAGAUGUCUUGGGAAGUGAUUUUGACCCUAACAUCGAUGAAGAUCGCUUACAAGAAAUUGCAGGUGCAGCAGCAGAGAACAUGCUAGGCAGUUUGCUGUGCCUCCCAGGUUCAGGCUCAGUGCUUCUUGACCCCUGCACUGGUUCUACCAUAUCAGAGACAACAAGUGAAGCUUGGAGUGUAGAGGUAUUACCAAGUGACUCAGAAGCCCCAGACUUAAAGCAGGAAGAGCGUCUACAAGAACUGGAGAGCUGUUCUGGACUGGGCAGUACAUCUGAUGAUACAGAUGUCAGGGAGGUCAGUUCCCGCCCCAGCACACCAGGCCUCAGUGUUGUGUCCGGAAUAAGUGCAACCUCUGAGGAUAUUCCCAAUAAGAUUGAAGACCUGCGAUCUGAGUGCAGCUCUGAUUUUGGGGGUAAAGAUUCUGUCACUAGUCCAGACAUGGAUGAAAUAACCCAUGGCGCCCACCAACUGACCUCUCCUCCUUCCCAAUCAGAAUCUUUGCUUGCCAUGUUUGAUCCACUCUCUUCACAUGAAGGGGCUUCUGCUGUGGUAAGGCCAAAGGUUCACUAUGCCAGGCCAUCACAUCCACCACCAGAUCCUCCAAUCCUGGAAGGAGCAGUGGGAGGAAAUGAAGCCAGGUUGCCCAAUUUUGGUUCCCACAUUUUAACUCCAGCUGAAAUGGAGGCAUUCAGGCAAAGGCAUUCCUACCCUGAGAGACUUGUUCGCAGCAGGAGUUCUGAUAUAGUAUCUUCUGUCCGACGGCCCAUGAGUGACCCCAGCUGGAACCGACGUCCAGGGAAUGAAGAGCGAGAACUCCCUCCAGCCGCAGCCAUUGGUGCUAGUUCUUUGGUGGCUGCACCUCACUCAUCAUCCUCGUCCCCGAGUAAGGACUCCUCAAGAGGAGAGACUGAAGAACGCAAAGAUAGUGAUGAUGAGAAAUCAGACAGGAACAGACCUUGGUGGAGAAAACGUUUUGUUUCAGCCAUGCCUAAAGCUCCUAUACCAUUUAGAAAGAAAGAAAAACAAGAAAAAGACAAAGAUGAUCUGGGGCCUGACAGAUUCUCAGCACUUACAGAUGAGCCCAGCCCUAGGCUCAGUGCACAGGCUCAGGUUGCUGAGGAUAUUCUGGACAAGUACCGGAAUGCCAUUAAACGAACCAGCCCUAGUGAAGGAGCAAUGGCAAACUAUGAAAGUACAGAGGUCAUGGGUGAUGGUGAAAGUGCACAUGAUUCUCCUCGUGAUGAAACACUACAACACAUCUCAGCUGAUGAUCUUCCAGACUCUGCAAGCCAGGCAGCCCACCCUCAGGAUUCAGCCUUCUCUUAUCGAGAUGCAAAAAAGAAACUGAGGCUUGCUCUUUGCUCUGCGGACUCUGUUGCCUUCCCAGUGUUAACACAUUCAACAAGGAACGGAUUGCCAGACCAUACAGACCCUGAAGACAAUGAAAUUGUGUGCUUCUUAAAAGUUCAGAUAGCUGAAGCAAUUAAUUUACAAGAUAAGAACUUAAUGGCUCAACUUCAGGAAACAAUGCGCUGUGUGUGCCGCUUUGAUAACAGGACUUGUAGGAAACUGCUGGCAUCCAUUGCUGAGGAUUACAGGAAAAGAGCUCCAUAUAUCGCUUACCUCACUCGCUGUCGGCAAGGACUGCAGACCACACAGGCUCACCUGGAAAGGCUCUUGCAGAGGGUUUUGCGGGACAAAGAAGUAGCCAAUAGAUAUUUUACCACUGUGUGUGUGAGAUUACUGCUUGAGAGCAAAGAAAAGAAGAUCAGGGAAUUCAUUCAAGACUUUCAGAAACUCACAGCAGCUGAUGACAAAACUGCUCAGGUAGAAGAUUUUCUACAGUUCCUUUAUGGUGCAAUGGCUCAGGAUGUCAUAUGGCAAAAUGCCAGUGAAGAACAACUUCAGGAUGCUCAGCUGGCCAUUGAACGAAGUGUGAUGAAUCGGAUUUUCAAGCUUGCUUUCUACCCUAAUCAGGAUGGGGACAUACUUCGUGACCAGGUUCUUCAUGAACAUAUCCAGAGAUUGUCUAAAGUAGUGACUGCAAACCACAGAGCUCUUCAGAUACCAGAGGUAUAUCUCCGGGAAGCACCAUGGCCAUCUGCACAGUCAGAAAUCAGGACAAUAAGUGCUUACAAAACCCCCCGGGACAAAGUGCAGUGCGUGCUGAGAAUGUGCUCAACCAUCAUGAACCUCCUGAGCCUGGCCACCGAGGACUCCGUCCCGGGGGCAGAUGACUUUGUGCCUGUACUGGUGUUCGUGCUGAUAAAGGCAAACCCACCCUGUCUGCUAUCCACUGUGCAGUACAUCAGUAGCUUCUAUGCCAGCUGUCUGUCUGGGGAGGAAUCCUACUGGUGGAUGCAGUUUACAGCAGCAGUGGAGUUCAUUAAAACCAUCGAUGACCGGAAGUGACCAAGACCCAGGAUCACCAUGGCGGCAGACUGUUAGGCAAACAGAUCUCUAAGAAAAUGUAGCAGCUGCUUUGAAGGCUGAAGAUUGUUUUUGUAUAAUAUUGUACAGCAUUCAGACAUUUUAAAACAGAUCUUUACUAAACAGAUUAAUGAGCUAACAAGCAGGUUCUCUUUUCUUUGGGCUCUUUUCCUUUCUGAUGUGCAUAUUUUAUUGUCCCUAAGUAGAGAAUAGUACUGCAAAAAAGGGACCACAUUUUUCAGGUAUUUUGAAAUAUUAAAAAACAGAACAGAGUCUCUUAGGAAAUUUCUAGAUCUCCAUUCAUGGAUACCCCAUUUUAAAAAAGAAUAGUACACCUCUUUUAAGAUGCUGUCUUCUGUGCAUCUACUGGAAGGAAAAUAGCAACUGCACUGAGGAUUGAAAUCGUGGUGCAUUUAUGGCAUUUCCUGUCAAUAACACUCGCCUGUGUCAAAGAGCUGAGAAGGAGAUGUAAAUAUAAUCUAUAUUUAUAUUUGAUGUAAUAUGGACAUCUUCAGAUUCUAAUAAACAAGGAGUAUUGCUGAUAGUAGGUUGUGACAUACCCUCUUGUGAAAUGGUUUCCUUGACAAAAUUUAAGCUGAGCUUAAAAGCAGAAAACACACAGAAAUAUUUAUUAAAGUAUAAUACAGUUUAUUAAACUCUCUAGGUAUAGAGUUUAAUGAGGAGUGUGAAAACUCCUGAAGAAGUCACAUGGGCAUGUCUCGCCAUGCAAGUUUGUGAUGCUGCACAUAGGAGACAGACUUUAACCUACCACAGGCCACACAGGAAGGAACAGUGCACAUCUAACCUUAUUGUGGCACUUCUCAUCUGAAAUACUAAGUAUGCUGUAGAAACCCAGACAGAGCUCCUUACAAACCUUUAAUUGUAAUAUAUUUUUAAUGAUUAUUCACAUUGAAUGCGCAGACCAGGAAUUCAGUGAAUGUCAUUUUUUAAAAAACUAAUUUGUAUUGUCUGCUCUAGUCUUACAAGUUUUACUAGUGAUAAACUAUUUUAAUCAACCAUACUAUUCUUAUGGAAAAAAAGUCUAUUUUGGCAGGUUUCUGUGCCUUUAUUUCCCUCUUCUGAAAAAAAUGUAUGUGUUUCACUAUUGGUUUGCGUUACACACAAACGCUUCACCAGGACUGGGCUUUGGUGGUGUAGGACUGGCCCGGGAGGCGCACCAGAGCUUCAAGGACAGUCUUGCACAUAGGCUUUUGCCAACCACUUUCGCUUUGUGUUUCCUAAACAUGUCUAGCUUCUUUUAUAACAAAUGCUGUGGUCCCAUACUUUGAGCCCCUGUUGCUGGCAGCAUUUCAAGGCAUUUUUUAAGGAACCUGUGUCAACCCGCCUUGAGCAGCUGGAUACAGAGGCUGGCUGCACCGCUCUGUGAGAUCUCUGUCUCAGUGCCAAAAGAAGCUGGGUUUUCUUCAUGUCUCCACCUCUUCUUGUUUAUUUUAAAAUACCAAAACAGUAAUUUGCAUAGGAGUGUGGAAUGUGGUUUCUGCCUUCUAGGAAGAGAUCAAAAUUAAACUAGUGCUACAAAAUGUCCUUUUAAAUGUCAGGUCAAGAAAUCCAUGUACAGAGUUAGGAGUUUCGUGGGCUGUUGCCAUCAACCCUUCCUGGGUAUUAGAAGUCACAUCCCGUUGUAAGUACGCAUAAGCUGUGUGACAUGACUUCUAAGACCUAGGUAGGAGUCCCUUUACUUCAGCAUUUGAUUCAAUAAAUGUUAAGUCAACAGAAGUCUUUAAAUACUUGGAAUUCAUUGUUACGGGAUUUAACUUGUAAAUCAAUGAGAUUUCUUUUUCUUUGCAAU